This is a messenger RNA of Paramecium tetraurelia, 3326 nucleotides long. RefSeq lists its product as uncharacterized. The transcript has 3 exons. The record is from RefSeq and is a predicted model, not a curated record. NCBI's taxonomy places the organism in Eukaryota, Ciliophora, Oligohymenophorea, Peniculida, Parameciidae.
AUGGAAUUCUGUACUGAAAACGGAGAAAUGGAUCCUAGUCGUCAUAUAGAUUUAAUUGAAUUUCCAGAUGUACUAAGAAAUAAAGGAUUUGACAUUGGAGCACCUUUGGGAGAGAAUCUUGCAUUCAUAUUAGAAUGUUUUGGUGAAUUAGAAGUAGACAAUAGGAUUGUGUAAAAAAUAAAGGAGGAAAAGGAUGCCAAAAAGAAGGAUGCCAAUCUUAAGAAGGUUGGUGAUGAUGCACCUAAACCUGUUGAUGUUUUGUAGAAAAUGACUUCAUAUAGUGAAUUCAUUGGAGCCAUUUAAAAACUAAAAAGAUAUGAUUAAAUGAUGUGCAGAUUGUAGUUAGUUCGAUCAAAUAUAUUACAGAAUGAAAUGAAUUUAAAUAAAAUUAAUAAUCUGGAAAAAUCUAAAAAUGUUGAAAGGAAUCAAACAUAAUUUGAUGAACAUGUUUCCUAGAUCCAAUCUAUUGAUUAACUCCCAGAAGUCCCUAAAGCAGCUCAAAAUGCUGUUGUUAUCAAUCUAUUUUGCAUAGAUGAACGAUUUGAAUCAAGAUCACUUGAUUUUGUUGAAAGAGCCUUUGAACUCUUCCCUGAUCGUGAGUAUCUCAUCCUAACAUAACCAUACACAGUCUAAGAGACUACUCUGUUAUCACACUUUCUAUAAGUAUCAAGGAAGAAACAUUCCACCUUUGAACAUGUCUUAUAUAUAUUUCAUAGAAACAGUUUAGAUUCUCAUCUGAUUGAAUUAAGAAAGUUCAAUCAAAGUGAAUGGAACUAAUGUCAAUUUUUAGUUGAGAAUCUCUUAGGAAAAGAUGGCAUUGAAAAAGAUGUCAGAAAUGUAAACGACAACGAAACAUUUAUUGUCUAUUGCAAAGAUGAAAUAAUUGGAUUAUAUUGCAUGAAGAAGUAUGUUAAUCUCCAAUAUUUGAAAUCUCAUUUCUGUGUUUAAGAUCAUAUCCUAAUUAAGGAACAUCCUAAACAUUUGCAUACUAGAUUAUUACAUGGAAUCUUGAAUCCUUUGUUUGCUAAACAAACUAGAUUUAUUUUACGAGAAAUUUGCAGGUUGAUGGAUAAGACAUGUAUAAUGUUAGAAAUUCAUGAUCGUACUCUAUUGCCUGAUGUAUUCCAUGAAUUCAAUUUUGUGAGAAGUCGUGCCUUUCCUCAUUUCUUGAAAUAGAAAUGGGAUUGGACUCUUGAUGAUGAUCAAAAGGAACGUAUGGGCACAAUUCUAGAUGAUCGUGACCCAUAUGAUUAAACUCAAUCCCCCUUCUCUUUAGCAAUGCUUACAAAAAAGUAGUUAUCCAAUGUUAAAAUCUCUAAUAACUCCCGUAUAGUUGUUGUUGGAGCAUCUGAUACUGGAUUGUCUUUCAUUGAAUCCUUACUUACGAUAAAGGAUAUCAAUUUUACUAAUAUUAUCUUAUUGGCUCCUGGAGGGUUGAUAACAAUGCAUGUAAAACAUGAAUUUGAAAUGCUCAAAGCUAUGAGUACUAAUUAUACGUUGGAAGAAUUAAGAGCUCUGAUGUUGGAUGCUCGAGUGUAAGUAGUGGAUGCUAAAAUGGUAAAGUUGGAUAAAAAAGGAAAUCGAAUUAAAAUUGAUAAAAAUGCAUUCAUUCCUUUUGAUUAUCUCAUAAUCACUGUUGGAUUGAUUGAUACUGAAUUGUAAUCAAGAGAAAAAAUAAGUUUUGGUCUAUCCAAGUCUCCAUAUUACAAAAAUUCAUAAUUUAUAAAUGGAGUGUAUAGCAUAGAUGACCCAUAUCUCUACUCCCAUUUCAAAAGAACUGGAUUCAAAGGAAGCAAUAUUGAUUUGUUAACCAGAAAGAAAAAACCACAAAAUAUAACUAUUUAUGGCAACACCUUGACUACCAUCACUUUUAUGAAUGGAUUGCUCAAUAGAGGUGUCCAUCCAUCCCGCAUUCAUUAUGUUAUGCCACCCAAGACCUUUUAAAAAUAAACCAAAUUUGAAAACAAUAAACAAAGACUUGAAUAAGAUGAUAAAAUGAUAUUUGACCCUGAUUAAUUUGAAAAUGAGGAAGUUAAAAACAAAGUAUUUGCCAUAAUGCUAGAAUUAGGCAUAUAAAUCCAUUAAGGAUUCACGCUAUAUGAAUUGAAGGUAGGUAAGGAAGGAUUUGGAAUAAAUAGUGAAGAUGUAUUGUAGGAAGUCAUUUUCAGAAAAUAGGCAGACAACUACGAAGAGUUAAAAAUUGAGAUUCAGAGGAAGGAGUAAGAACUUUAAGAGUUAAAAGAUAAUUCUGAAAACAAUAUGAGCAAAGAUAUGUAUGGAGAAUAGGAGGAAGGUGAGAAUUAGUUAGAAUUACUUGCUAGAGAAAUUGAGUAACUCAAGGCAAGUGAAUAUGAUUAUUUGCAAUUGGAUUCAAGAUUCUUCAUCACAAGUGGAUUGAUUGAUAUUGACAAGGAAAUCUUCAAUAUCAUACAUGAAAAUGGAUUGGUCUACAAUGGUAGAUUGAUUGUCAAGAGUAAUUUUCAAACCACCCAAGAAAAUAUAUUUGCUUGUGGCAAGAUUUGUGAGUUCUCUCAAAGAUACAAACACCAUUCAGUUGGCAAGAGUCUAAGAUUAGAUAAAUAUAAUGGCAGGGAACUAGGUUAAAAACUUAGUAAGUGCAUUUUGGAAUAAUUAAAUUUGAGUUAUUUAACAUCCCAAACUUAUUCAGUUGAUGAAUUACCGUAGUUGUAUAUGCCAAUAGGAUAAGGAGGCAUAGUUCCUUACAAACUUUAUUACUAUUAUAUCAAAAAGAAUGACUUCUCAAAGCCAAGACAAUUACAAUAAUAACCAUCUAAACCCAUAGUGUCUGAUAAUUUUAAGGAUUCUCAAGGUCAUUUCUUAUAAUUUGAUGUUGAUCCAAAUGGGCUUAUUGAGAGUCUCACUUACUUCGGUUCUGAGGCUGUUCACAUUCCAAGUUUGAUUCACUUCAUUGAAUUGUCAGUACGAUAUUUGAACAAAUUGGAUUAAAGAGGCAAACUCAUAAACAAUGUUUCAGAAUUUCUAUCUGAAAAUUGGGCCAUAGCUCUUUAUCAUGAAUGGUUUAGUGAAUUCAGACACAUUACUAAAAGUGAAAUGCUAAAAAAUGAACUUAUUGAUCAGGUACUUGAGAAAUCGUAAGAGUAUGCAAGAGAUGGUCGUUAUAUGGAUGAUAAUUUCUUUGAAGAAAUUAAAAAACUCAUCACUAGAGAUAUUGUCGAAAAUAUACAAGAAGGUACAAUCGAAUUCAUCAGACAAAAUUAGAACCAUUUACCUAUGUACUUUGUUCCAAAAUAGAAACUUAAUUGAAAUAUUAUUUGAAAUAAAAUAUUAUGAGUAAAUUCAAAGUU